UAAUUACAAAAAAAAAAAAAUCUCUCCAAGAACCAAAACCACCGAGGGCACAAGGCGGACAGGGUUUUUCUCGACCUCUCUCUCCGUCGCUCAAUCGAAAUCUCUUCCAGUUUGAAUCCAAUUAGAAAAAGUGUCAUCGAAUUGAAGAACGUAUACGCAAAGAAUGAAGCUUGAUGUGAAUGUCCUGCGAUAUCUCUCCAAAGAUGACUUUCGAGUGCUCACGGCCGUCGAGAUGGGCAUGCGAAACCACGAGCUUGUCCCUGCCGAGCUUGUGGAGCGCAUUGCUUCUCUCAAGCAUGGGGGCACCUACAAGGUCCUGAAGAAUUUGCUCAAGUACAAACUUUUGCAUCAUGACUCUUCUAAAUACGAUGGAUUCCGGCUCACCUAUCUUGGUUACGACUUUCUUGCCAUUAAAACGAUGGUGAAUCGUGGUGUAUUUAGUGCUGUUGGUCGUCAAAUUGGGGUUGGUAAAGAAUCAGAUAUCUUUGAGGUUGCUCAGGAAGAUGGGACUGUCCUUGCAAUGAAGUUGCAUAGAUUGGGGAGAACUUCUUUUAGGGCAGUCAAAUCUAAGCGUGAUUACUUGAGACAUCGGAGUAGUUACAAUUGGUUGUACCUGUCCAGGCUUGCAGCUCUUAAGGAAUUUGCUUUUAUGAAGGCUUUGGAAGAACAUGAGUUCCCUGUUCCGAAAGCUGUUGACUGCAAUAGGCACUGUGUUGUCAUGUCCCUCGUGCAGGGCUACCCCCUAGUUCAGGUGAAACAAUUGCAAAAUCCUGAGAUCGUUUUUGAGAAUAUCCUUGGAAUUGUUGUUCGUAUGGCAGAGCAUGGUCUAAUUCACUGUGAUUUCAAUGAAUUCAACAUUAUGAUUGAUGAUGAAGAGAAUAUCACGAUGAUUGACUUUCCACAAAUGGUUUCUGUUUCACACCGAAAUGCACAGAUGUACUUUGACCGUGAUGUUGAAUGCAUUUUCAAGUUUUUCAGAAGAAGGUUUGAUAUGUCUUUUCAAGAAGAUAGAGGUGGUUCAGAUGAUACAGAGGUAGAUGUAGAUGAAAGCGCCAGACCGUUAUUUUCUGAGAUAGCAAAAGCUGCUGGUGCUUUGGAUAAGGAGCUAGAAGCUAGUGGGUUCACAAGAAAGGAACAGAAUGACCUUGAUAAAUUCAUUGAAGGUGGCCUCGACAAGGGUAAAGAUUCUGGUGAGGAGGAAUCUGAAGAUGAAGAGCAGAAUUCUGAACCAAAUGAGGAAGACCUCAAUGAAUUGAAUUCAUUACAGUUGCAAGAGAAGCCGUCGAAUUCAAACAAUGACAAGAGCGAAGUUGAGGUGGAUAAUCAUGAGAAAGGUCAAAGUACUGGAGAUGAAGAUCAUGAUGAAACCGACGAGGAGGAAGAUGAGGAAGGCGUGGAAGCAGAAGAUGCAGAACUGGUGAAAAGGUUGAGCAAGCAAAGACGACGUGCCAUGGCAGCAGUUAGAGGAGGUCGGAGGAAUUCUUCAAGGAACUCCUACAAGGACAAGGGAGGUCGAUCUUCUCAAAAUUCCAAAAUCCACAAAAAGUUGAAGGACUGGUGAAAAGCUGAAACUUCUCUCCAGGAAAAUCGAUAUAUAUUACCAUUCCAUGCAGAGGAAACGAGAACUUUUCUCAACCUGGGAAUUCAAUGUGAUCGCAAUCUCUGCUACAACGAAGGCAAGAAGUGGUUUGUGUCUGAAAAUGGAACCUGGUCUCUGUUCAAUUUUGUUUCUUUCGGCUUUAGUCGCUGCAGAUUUUGUACUACAGAGAAGGGCUGUUUGAGUUAUACUGCUUGAAUGGUAUCUCUUGGUAUCAUUAUGAACCAAAUCCUAUCUCUCUCGAAGGAAACUAUAUGUAUAUGUAUAUGUACGUAUGUGUUUCCAUUCCAAGGAGGCAGGAAGUACCUUUAAUGCUUCCGACAGAAGAAAGGAACUACUUAAAGA
Molecule: messenger RNA, 1942 nt
Organism: Tarenaya hassleriana
Lineage: Eukaryota; Viridiplantae; Streptophyta; Magnoliopsida; Brassicales; Cleomaceae
Product: serine/threonine-protein kinase rio2-like
Exons: 14
Coding region: 164-1561 (465 amino acids)
Biological process (GO): maturation of SSU-rRNA; protein phosphorylation
Cellular component (GO): preribosome, small subunit precursor; cytosol; nucleus
Molecular function (GO): protein serine/threonine kinase activity; ATP binding
Source: RefSeq, a predicted model, not a curated record